AUGGGCUCUGAGCCUUCCUGGGCUGCCAACCCCACCCCCAGGGGCACACUGUCUGUCCCCAAUGCCACCACCCCCUGGCUGGGCCGGGAUGAGGAACUAGCCAAGGUAGAGAUUGGCAUUCUGGCUACUGUCCUGGUGCUGGCCACUGGAGGCAACUUGGUGGUGCUACUGACCCUGGGCCUGCCCAGCCGCAAGCGAUCUCGCAUGCACCUGUUCGUGCUGCACCUGGCCCUGACCGACCUGGGCGUGGCACUCUUCCAGGUGCUGCCGCAGCUGCUCUGGGAUAUCACCUACCGCUUCCAGGGUCCUGACCUGCUCUGCCGGGCUGUCAAGUACCUGCAGGUGCUCAGCAUGUUCGCCUCCACCUAUAUGCUGUUGGCCAUGACUCUGGACCGGUACCUGGCCGUCUGUCACCCCCUGCGCAGCCUCCAGCAGCCCAGCCAGUCUACCUACCCACUUAUCGCUGCGCCCUGGCUGCUGGCGGCCAUCCUCAGCCUUCCUCAAGUCUUCAUUUUUUCUUUGCGAGAGGUGAUCCAGGGCACAGGGGUGCUGGACUGCUGGGCACACUUCCACUCCCCCUGGGGGCCACGAGCCUACAUCACCUGGACCACACUGGCCAUCUUCGUCCUGCCUGUGGCCAUGCUCACAGCCUGCUACAGCCUCAUCUGCCAGGAGAUCUGUAAGAACCUCAAAGUGAAGACACAGGCUGGAAGGGAGGAAGCGGGAGGCUGGAGGACAUGGAAUAAACCCUUCCCCUCCUCCCCCGCUGCCUGUCGGGGGCUGCCAUCCCGGGUCAGCAGCAUCAGCACCAUCUCUCGGGCCAAGAUCCGAACUGUGAAGAUGACAUUUGUCAUCGUGCUGGCCUACAUCGCCUGCUGGGCACCCUUCUUCAGCGUCCAGAUGUGGUCUGUGUGGGAUGAGAAUGCACCUGAUGAAGAUUCCACCAACGUGGCCUUCACCAUCUCCAUGCUCCUGGGCAACCUCAGCAGCUGCUGCAACCCCUGGAUCUACAUGGGCUUCAACAGCCACCUGCUGCCACCGCCCCUGCGCUGCCUGCCCUGCUGCAGGCCUCUCCAGCCCCGGCUGCGCAGGCAGCUCUCCAACGGCAGCCUGUGCACCCGCCACACCACGCUGCUCACGCGCUCCAGCUGUCCGCCCACCCUCAACCUCAGCCUCAGCCUCAGCCUGGGCGGGCGGCCCGGGCCUGCAGAGUCGCUGAAGGACUUGGAGCAGGGGCAUGGGGAGGCCACUGCAGAGACGGGCAUCUUUUAG
This is a messenger RNA of Dipodomys ordii (Ord's kangaroo rat), 1272 nucleotides long. It is a transcript of the gene Avpr1b, whose product is annotated as arginine vasopressin receptor 1B. The transcript has 2 exons. Gene Ontology annotation, molecular function: peptide binding; vasopressin receptor activity. NCBI's taxonomy places the organism in Eukaryota, Metazoa, Chordata, Mammalia, Rodentia, Heteromyidae. Gene Ontology annotation, cellular component: membrane. Gene Ontology annotation, biological process: positive regulation of vasoconstriction; regulation of systemic arterial blood pressure by vasopressin; G protein-coupled receptor signaling pathway. Bases 1 to 1272 code for a protein of 423 amino acids. The record is from RefSeq and is a predicted model, not a curated record.